Messenger RNA from Aureobasidium vineae, 465 nucleotides. The record is from the annotation of a GenBank genome assembly. NCBI's taxonomy places the organism in Eukaryota, Fungi, Ascomycota, Dothideomycetes, Dothideales, Saccotheciaceae.
AUGCACAGCGAAAUCCCUGUCGCAGAGGACAUCACGUUCAAUGAGGAGAGCAUGUUUGCGGAUACCAGCAUUGCUGCUUUGGACGAGGAGUCGAGGGAGCAGGAGAGGUAUCGUCAUUUGCAAGAGGCGGAGCUGACGGGCGUCGCUCAAGAUGAGCUUGACUUGGGCAUUGAAAGAGAUUUGGAUGACAGUGUGCCAGAGGCAGGCAGCUAUCAACACACUGACAGCGAGCUUGAAGACUCGGACGACAACGAGGAUGACGAGGAUGAUGAAGAUGAAGAGCAGAGUGAAUUGGAACAGCAGGAGGACGAGCAGAGCGAGUUGGUUGGAGCAGUCAUGCAACGCAGUCGCAGCAGCCUGUUAAGCAGAGACGUGAGUUCGCUCCUCGACAGCUCCUUUGUCACCAGCAGUCCUGCACCCGCCGGCCGUCUGAAGUCUGCCGGCCACACAGCCAACCAGAGAUAA